Molecule: messenger RNA, 2313 nt
Organism: Brienomyrus brachyistius
Lineage: Eukaryota; Metazoa; Chordata; Actinopteri; Osteoglossiformes; Mormyridae
Gene: mych
Product: myelocytomatosis oncogene homolog
Exons: 3
Coding region: 456-1514 (352 amino acids)
Biological process (GO): regulation of transcription by RNA polymerase II; positive regulation of cell population proliferation
Molecular function (GO): RNA polymerase II cis-regulatory region sequence-specific DNA binding; protein dimerization activity; DNA-binding transcription factor activity, RNA polymerase II-specific
Source: RefSeq, a predicted model, not a curated record
GUGCGCUGUGGCCGGGAUCCAUCCGCCGAAGGAACUAAACCCACAAAUCUGCGGCUCUACCGGGACGUCGGUCCGCAUUCUCGCCUUCCGACUGCGACCACAUGAAUUGCCUUAUUCUGAUAAUUAAUUACAGUUGUAGGAAUUGGCACGCUCUGCUCUAUUGCUGGAAUUAGAUAUUUGGCGCGAAAUUGCGGUGGGGGGGAACAUUGCCCGCUUUAGUACUAAUACUGUGGGGAGGUUUUUGCGGACCACACCUACUGGGGAAGCGACAUGUGGAUGGAUGCAUAGAAUUUUGUCGGCAUUGGUUAAAAAUGAUUUUCUCUACACCUUUUUACUUGGACAACUUGUGACUAUUUUAGAUAGCUACGCAUUCUUAUCUUGACAGCUUAUUUCAAGGCAGUCUAUUCAUAUUUUUCUCUUUAGAAAAGGUAGUUUUUCCCCCCCCAACUACGAAAAUGCUUCAAAGUUUUACCCCGACGCACGACUGGGACUGUGAUUCGGAGCCGCUGCUGUUUGAUGAGGAGUUUUGUCAGAUACUUCUGAAGGAUCUGCAGAUGCUCCCCACGCCGCCCCAGUCUCCACCUACAAAGACUGGGCUCGUCAAGCCGUGGUCCAAGGUUGAUCAGCUGGAGUUCGUGUCGGAGCUGCUUUUGGAGGAGUUCAGCUGGGACCGCGAUGUACAAGGCGCCGGCGGGAGCGAGGAGCAGCGGCCACAUGAGUCCGAGGACUGCUUAUGGCGCUUUGGCGGCGAGAAAUCCGCGGAGGAAAAGCUGUCGGCCGUGCUGUCCACCAGCCCUCUUCUUUCGGACAUUGAUACCAAUAUUUUCGAGGAGAUUGCCGGUUCCACGCUUCACUGCCACGACGUGGCGCUAGAGUGCAGAUCUCUGGAGGACCAGGACUUAUUCGAGGACAGCGGGGAGCAGAGGGAAUCCUCCUCUGAUUCCAGUGCUAUGUCCACGGCGAGUGAAUCGUCCACUAGUGAUUCUGAAGAUGAAAUAGAUGUUGUAACGGUGAAGAGGCCCGGCGCUGGCCUGCGGGCACAGCAGGCAGAAGAGCGCGCACGGCGGCGUGCCAUCAAACGCUGCCACCAGGAGAUACAGAUGCAGCACAAUUAUGCAGCCCCGUGCCCGGCAUCGCCACGGCGACCUGAGGCAGCCCCCCUCCAGCAGAAGCGGACGCGGGGCGAGGCGCACCGACAGCCCUUCCCUGCCGGACGCACGCGGGGCUCUGUGGCGCGGCAGGCGGCCGAGACGGAGGACGAGGAGGAGCGGAGGAGGACGCACAACGUGAUGGAGAGGCAGCGGCGCAACGAGCUGAAGAACUGCUUCCUGCGGCUGCGCGACCACGUCCCAGAGCUGUCGCACAACGACAAGGCGUCCAAGGUGGUGAUCUUGAAGAAGGCCAGGGACAGCAUCCGCAGCCUGGAGGCGGAGAGCCAGAGACUUUGCGCUCGGCGGGACAGACUGGCACAGAAACAAGAGCAACUCAGACGCAGACUGGAGCAGUUGAGGUAGUCAUCAGGCAGGCAUGUGGACUUUAUAGGGGGCUCAAAAAGACUGUGUGUGUGUGCUGUUCACACACACCAAGGACCAGUGGUGAUAAGCUUUGGCCCUCCCACUGAUCGUUACUGAAAAGCGGUGUGCUUGAGGUCUCUUUCCCCACCCCGCCCCCCCCAUUCAAGUUGGGAGACACACUAGUGUCCAGUUUUGAAUCUCGUUUCACAGUUGCCAAAGACAUUUAGUUUUAAUUCCCAACCAACACGGUCCACCAUUUCAAUGGGUUCUCAUUUUUAUUGUGAUCCGAACAUGGUGAGAAUGCGUUACGUUUGUAAACGGUCACACUUUUUUUUUUUUUUUUUUUUUUUGUGUGUGUAUGGUGGUCAUUUUCUCCCUUCCAGAUGAGUGGGUGUGUUUGUGUGUAACUUUAUUUUAUUUUUAAUUGACCAUUUCCUGGGGGUAACUGAUAUUAUGAGAGUGUACAGUAGUUUUUAUUUACUGGGUGGAUUUCUCACAUGCUGGUUCCGUCCAGUUGGAUUAAUAUUUGUGUCCCAUAUUUCGACUGUUUGGCGUUGCCCACUUUUCUGGGUGGUGUUACUCUUGCACCUUGACGGGAUCAGUGUUCAGUACAUGUACUGUCUACCUCAGUUACUUUUUUUCUUUUUUGCUUUUGUAAUGAUACUUGUGUACAUAUAUUUUAAUUUACUGAUUUAUUAUUUUUUUUUUAAUUAUUAUAUUAUUAGGGUUCUAUUUUUAAAUUUUCAGUAUCUUUCCUUUCUGGUACUUGCAAUAAAAUUGAACCAGAAACGCUUGUGUA